This is a messenger RNA of Lentinula edodes (shiitake mushroom), 855 nucleotides long. Its product is annotated as isoprenoid synthase domain-containing protein. The transcript has 4 exons. Gene Ontology annotation, biological process: trans, trans-farnesyl diphosphate biosynthetic process. The coding region runs from base 1 to 855 and encodes 284 amino acids. Gene Ontology annotation, molecular function: (2E,6E)-farnesyl diphosphate synthase activity; dimethylallyltranstransferase activity. Gene Ontology annotation, cellular component: cytoplasm. Lineage: Eukaryota; Fungi; Basidiomycota; Agaricomycetes; Agaricales; Omphalotaceae. The record is from RefSeq and is a predicted model, not a curated record.
AUGGAUAAGUCCACACGAAGAGCCAAGUUUGAAGGCGUUUGGAACGUGAUUCACGAUGAGCUAUUGGCUCAUUUGAAGGCUUGCGGAAUGCCAGCAGAGGCUCAGGAGUGGUAUUCUGAGAACUUGCAUUACAAUGUUCCCGGUGGAAAGUUGAACCGUGGAAUGUCAGUGGUGGACACUGUCGAAAUUCUUAAGGGCCGUCCGUUGACAGAUGAAGAAUACCUCCAAGUCGCUGUAUUAGGAUGGGGCGUCGAGCUCCUUCAAGCUUUCUUUCUUGUCACUGACGAUCUCAUGGACUCUUCCAUAACUCGCCGAGGUCAACCGUGCUGGUAUCGCGUUCCGAAAAUUGGCCUUGUCGCUGUGAACGACGCGUUCAUGCUCGAAGGAGCGAUUUAUCAUCUACUCAAACGUCAUUUCAAGAAAGAGCCAUACUAUGUCGAUUUGCUCGAAUUGUUCCACGAGAUUUCGUAUCAGACAGAGAUUGGGCAGUUGAUUGACCUGAUCACCGCACCAGAGGAUGCAGUUGAUUUGAGCAAAUUUUCAUUACAAAAACACUCGAUGAUCGUGGUUUAUAAAACUGCUUUCUACUCCUUCUACUUGCCUGUUGCGUUGGCAAUGCUAUUUUGCUGCGUUCCCACUUUGUACACCCCGCCUAAUUCCGCCUCCGCAGUGGCUCCUUACGAGGUAGCGAAGAGUAUCCUUAUUCCUCUGGGCGAAUAUUUUCAGAUUCAAGACGAUUUUCUCGACUUUGCUGGAGUUCCUGCGCAGAUCGGUAAAGUUGGGACCGACAUCAUUGAUAAUAAAUGUUCGUGGUGCAUCAACACUGCACUGUCUCUCACCUCAUACGCCCAGUAA